GGACGUUUACGCUCUUACAUGAAAAAAAAAGAAGCUAGCGGAUUAAAGUGUUCAUGAUCGUACUGCCAACGCUAAAACGGGAUGAAAAACUUAUUCGCCGUGCCUCAGAUUCCCACACGUGACGCGUCCUAAAGGAGAGCGAUGUCAUUGUCAUCAGAUAAACUCAUCGACAACAUAAAUCUGCGGGCUGGAAUAAAGUUGACAUCAAAUGGUGCAUAGGGCUUCCCCUCUAGGUCAACGUGUGUGUGUGUGUGUGUGUGUGUGUUUGUGUGUUUAUGGUGUAUGUUAAUGAGUGAGCACCUUAGCAGCUAGGGGUUAUAAAGUGAUGCCAAGAUGCUCCUGUCGCUGGGAAUGCUGAUGCUGUCGGGCACACAGAUCUACACCAUCUUCACCGUUCAGCUCUUCGCUUUCCUCAACCUGCUGCCUGUGGAGGCCGAUAUCGCUGCUUACUCAUUUGACAACAAAACAGAGAACUUUGAUGACCUGCCUGCGCGGUUCGGCUUUCGUCUUCCCAGCGAUGGACUGAAGGGCUUCCUGAUCGGUGCCCGGCCGGAGAAUGCGUGCGAGCCCAUUGAGCCUCCUCCGAGGGACAACUUGACAGGUGCCUUCAUUGUCCUCAUCAAGAGAUUGGACUGCAACUUUGACAUCAAGGUCCUCAAUGCCCAGAAAGCAGGUUACAAGGCAGCCAUUGUUCAUAAUGUGGACUCUGAUGACUUGAUCAGCAUGGGAUCAAAUGACCUGGAGGUUCUGAAGCAGAUUGAUAUUCCCUCUGUGUUUGUGGGUGAGGUGACUGCCAAUUCUCUGAAAGACGACUACGCAUACGACAAGGGGGGAUAUGUGGUCCUCAUGCCAGACUUCAGCCUGCCGCUGGAAUAUUACCUGAUCCCCUUCCUUAUCAUCGCAGGAAUCUGCCUCAUCCUCAUUGUUGUCUUCAUGAUCACCAAGUUUGUCCAGGAUCGACACAGAGCUCGUAGGAGUCGCCUGCGCAAAGAUCAGCUCAAGAAACUUCCAAUUCACAAGUUCAAAUCAGGAGACAACUAUGAUGUCUGUGCCAUUUGCCUGGACGAAUAUGAAGAUGGAGACAAGCUCCGAGUCCUGCCAUGUUCUCACGCCUACCACAGUAAGUGUGUGGACCCGUGGCUGACCAAAACCAAGAAGACCUGUCCGGUGUGCAAACAGAAGGUGAUCCCCUCGCAGGGCGACUCGGAGUCGGAUUCAGAGGACGGCGAGAGCGGCCCCGACGAGAACGAGGAGGUGUCGGAGAGCACCCCGCUGCUGCGCUCCUUGGCCUCCACCAGCGCCCACUCCUUUGGGACCAUGUCAGGAGCGUCGCACUCGGAGCACGACCAGGAAUCCUCCGAGUACGAGGACGACGAGCUGGACAGCAGCGACAGCGAGGAGGAGGUCACUGUGGAGACCGUGGUGGUGCAGCUGCAACAGCCUUCCUCCGAAGGCCACGACCACGAGCACAACCUGCCCAAAGCUUGACAGAUUGUUGGUCAAAACACCCCCCCCCUCCUCCCACCUCCCUUUGCAACACCCCAACCUCACAGCUGCAGAGACUUUUGUUGGGGGUCAUGGAAACAGGUUCAUCAUCUGGGUUCUUCUGUUGCUGCUUUCAAUACAUUGUAAUGUAUCCUUAAGUUCACAUACAAAUCUAAAUUUGACUUUUAGCUGAUUCCCACGCGUGUGACUGGAGGUCAGUGGGUGAAAAUUGAAAGGGCUGUUUGACAUAUUUGAGAGGAAUGAUGACACUGAUGUACAGUAGACUGUUAUACUGUACACUGUAAAUUCAUAAAAAAAAAAAAAAGACAACACGCUGCUGUUUUGUCUCCUUUAGUGAAGAUGUCCCAAUCAUUGUCCAACACAAACUUCAGUAAGAGUACUAUGUAUACCGUAGAUCACUAUAAGAUACGUGUUUACGUUUGAUUCAUCUCCGACAGGUUCACUACUGUACAUACAUGUUCUGCUUAUUUAAAGCGCUAUGCAGCAUCCAUAACCAUCAAGUCAAGGAACGGUUAAAAUCACAGCAAUUUUUUUGCCAUUUUUAUUUCAAGUCUGGCGCAUGAAGGAGACGGACGAGCUGCUCCCGUCUGUUUUAUGCCACAGUUUAUCUGUUACAGUGACUGGAGGCAAACCAGGGUGAGAAAUACACACUGCUCGCCACGUGACAUCACGUUCUUAUGUCGUGGGUCACAAAUCCAAGUGUGAAGAGACACUUGAGGGACAACGGUGUCCUCUGCCUGUGAUGAACUUCCUCUGGCUGCUUCAGACCUGUCACUUUAACAUAGAGCAGGUAUUGGUUGAUCGGCCUUGUGAUAGAUGUUUAAGGUCAUUUUAAUACUGUUUAUAGUGAAUAUUCUAACUUUUUUUUUGCCAUAACAGCUUUAUUUUCAUUGAAAAAAAAGAAAGAAAUCCCGUUGCCUUUUUAAGUUGGCGUAUCUUGUCUGUGUUUUCGUUCCGUUUGUCUUUUCUCAAUAUGAAUUCACUUCGAUAAAAUAAAAAUGACACUUAACAUGGAAACCUUUGGCUGUCAAGUUUCAUGACAAUGAAAAACGGACCCAUUGACUUUACACAGAUGUGCAACAUGAACAGCUACAGUGCGAGCGUGAUACACUGCUUACAGGACUCGUUAUGCUGGUGGAAAUAAUUGGAUCACCACGCUUGACAAAUAUCACUUCAGAGUUUAAUUUUUACCACAACAAGACAUUAGUGGAUAAGACACAGUGAGCAAUGAUGACACCCAACACUGAGCUCGCAUUUCAUGCUACUUUAUACCUUAGAACAUCUCAGAGGCCAAUGUUUUAUUUGUGAACUCAUGUUCCUACUUAAUUCUACAAUGACAGUGGAUUUUUAGUUUUUAGUUUACACAGAUGGACCAAGGUGUUACUGCCCGAAGUCUUUGGUAAUCCUGGUUUCUGGAAUUAGGCCAAUCCCCCUUUCACACUGGCUGGGGUUGCGUUCGGUCUUUGUGUCCAGCUAACCACAGAAAAAGUGGCAAUAAAGAGGGGGACAUUCAUUGUGAAAAAAAAAUGCCAGUAAACGCUCAUCUGGUUGGAAUAAAUUUAUUUGAUCUGUCUGUAAACAAGGUGAUAAAUCAAUUUAUGGCAUUUCUUGGUUUUAUGCAUAUGAAAUCAAAUCCCCAAUGUGAGAAAAAAAAAGUGGUGAGGAAAAGGAAAUUAACAUAAAUCAGCAAACAGGACUUCAAACAGGAUUUUUUUAAUGAGUACACAUAUCCCACAAGGCCUAAACAGUGGAGCUGAAGCAAAAAAAAAAAAAAGUGCCAAUGAAAUCAUUUAGUGGACAGUGGGUAAAAUCCAUCUUACAACAGCAACAGAUCUCUCUACAUUAUGGCACAGGAUACACAGGUUCUGCAGAAAUUUCAACAACCAUCUUUGUUUCCAACCAAUACCAUCGAGUGUCAUUUCUACUUUUAAAGUGUUUUUUUUUUUCUCAGUUGGACGUUACAGUUAGCAGUACUGACCGUAGACAGACCAUGUGAUACCCCAGAGCUCAGACGACUAUAGAGUAGAAGGCAAUUUAUUCCACAGUUUUGUAGUUGUCAAUGCAGCAUGGGUUUGUACAAAUGCAGUUUGUUUUCUAACAAAAAGAAAAAAAAAAAAAACUAUGAGAAUAUUCUUCAGAUACUCCCACCCUUACCUCCCCCUGUAUUUUAACCAUGCUAUGCAUGUAUGUAUUACCGUCUGCUGAGUGUUUCCUUCAUUGGAAAAAAAAAAAAGUUAGCAGUCUUCCUUCACAUGGUUUAGAACAAAUGCAUUAACACCAGAGCUUUAACUACACUUGGUCCUAUUAAAAAAAAAGAAAGAAAAAAAACUGGACAUACUCCAGGGAGGUUAUAUGCUGGGUUAUCUACGGUCCAAAAACAAUGGCAGCCUUUAAAAAAAAAAAUAUAUAUAAUAAUUGA
This is a messenger RNA of Solea senegalensis (Senegalese sole), 3925 nucleotides long. It is a transcript of the gene rnf13, whose product is annotated as ring finger protein 13. Gene Ontology annotation, biological process: protein ubiquitination; ubiquitin-dependent protein catabolic process; positive regulation of DNA-templated transcription. Gene Ontology annotation, molecular function: zinc ion binding; ubiquitin protein ligase activity. The record is from RefSeq and is a predicted model, not a curated record. NCBI's taxonomy places the organism in Eukaryota, Metazoa, Chordata, Actinopteri, Pleuronectiformes, Soleidae. Gene Ontology annotation, cellular component: nucleoplasm; cytoplasm. Bases 334 to 1488 code for a protein of 384 amino acids. The transcript is spliced from 10 exons.